Molecule: messenger RNA, 3389 nt
Organism: Prionailurus viverrinus (fishing cat)
Lineage: Eukaryota; Metazoa; Chordata; Mammalia; Carnivora; Felidae
Gene: STARD4
Product: StAR related lipid transfer domain containing 4
Exons: 6
Coding region: 215-841 (208 amino acids)
Biological process (GO): intracellular cholesterol transport; cholesterol import; cholesterol transport involved in cholesterol storage
Cellular component (GO): cytosol; endoplasmic reticulum
Molecular function (GO): cholesterol binding; cholesterol transfer activity
Source: RefSeq, a predicted model, not a curated record
GUUCGAGUUGCGGAAAAACUUGGUACCUUCCAAUUGGCUGCAAUGGCGGAGGUGGCCCGUAGCCCAUUGGCUCUGCCGGCUCUGCCUGGCGAGGAAGCUGAGGGAGCUCCCGAGCGUCAGUGUUGCCCCAAGCCGUGAGUGCGGCGCGGCCCGUCACGCCUAGCCGCUCACCGCGCCUCGCUUUAUCUCAGGAAAAAGGAAAAAAGAAAAAAAAAUGGAAGGCCUGCCUGAUGCUGCUGUCUUUGCAACUAGACUUAAAAACACUCUCAUCCAGUAUCAUAGCAUUGAAGACGAUAAGUGGCGAGUUGCCAAGAAAAUGAAAGACGUAACAAUUUGGAGAAAACCUUCAGAAGAAUUUAAUGGAUACCUUUUCAAAGCCCAAGGUGUUAUAGAUGACAUCGUCAAUAGUGUAAUAGACCAUAUACGCCCCGGUCCCUGUCGCUUGGAUUGGGACAGCUUAAUGACUUCAAUGGAUAUUUUGGAACACUUUGAAGAGAAUUGCUGUGUGAUGCGUUAUACUACUGCUGGCCAGCUUUGGAAUAUAAUUUCCCCAAGAGAGUUUGUUGAUUUCUCCUACACUGUGGGCUAUGAAGAAGGGCUUCUAUCCUGUGGGGUAAGUCUUGAUUGGAGUGAAAAGAGACCAGAAUUUAUUCGUGGAUAUAACCAUCCCUGUGGUUGGUUUUGUGUUCCGCUUAAAGACAAUCCUCACCAGAGUCUUUUGACAGGCUAUAUUCAGACGGAUCUGCGUGGGAUGAUUCCACAGUCUGCAGUCAACACAGCCAUGGCAAGCACUUUAAUCAACUUCUAUGGUGAUUUACAAAAAGCCUUACAAAAGGCAUAAUAUGUUUAAACUUGUAGUACAGUAGACCCCAGAGUCAACUUUUGCUCUCAGCUGCGUGGCCUGUAAAAAUCAUCCUUUCCUCUCCUCCAUGUAGCCUGUGGAAACAUUUGAGAUGAUUUGUUGGUUUAUUUUAUUCCCAAACUAAAUACUUAUCUAAAAGAGGGCAUUUCAGUUUUCUUAAAUAGUUAUUUGCACAGUGUUUGGUACAGCAGGGUGUCUGAGCACGGAGAGUAUGACAGAGAUCCAUUAAGAAGUAGGUAUUAUUCUUUGACCUAAACUCUUUAGAAACUGAGUAGUGACUCAGUAUGAAUAUUUUGCCUGCUUGGAAAUUAGAGAAAGCAUAAGCUUCAUGCUAUUAGUUAAAAUCAUCUAUUUUAGAGGUUUAUGAACAUUUUAUAAGUUUUAACUUUUUCUGGAAGUUAAAUAUUAGUGUUUUACUUUGGUAUGCUGUAUGAGUUUGUCAAUAUCUUGGACUAAAGAAAAAAGCUCUUUCUAUUUUGUAAAGGUGAUUUUCAUUGUCAGUUGACUUGCACUACUUUAUAAGUAUUGAAAAAAUCAGAAAUAAAAAUAAAGUAACUAUAAAUACAAUUCAAAUACAAUUCUAGAUAACAUUAUUUUGUGGAUAUCUUUAAAAAUGUAUUUGUGUCUUUCUGUGAGUUUAUUUUGGAAGUCUUAAAAAGCAUUUAUGCAUGGGUAAGACAGUACAAAACUGCCAAAUGUGUGCUGGGGACACCACAUUGAUUGGGUUGUGUGAAAGGGUUGGGGGUAUCCUCUAUUCACCAACAGAAAAUUAUCUGUCUAUAAAGUCAAAUUCAAUGAAUGUUUUCUUCAUGUUUCAUUUUUUUAAAGAUAAGCCCUCAAGAAAUAGCUUUAAUUCUGAGAAGUAUCUGAUAUUCUUUAGGAAAAUAAUGAGAUUUUCAGUCUUUCUCAUUUGACCCAUGUUCAUGUUUCAAAGUGUCACUCACCUCAUAAAGUAUUACUGACUACAUCAUAAACAUUGUGACAGAUCUUCAUCUGGAACUUUAACAAAUGCAUUCAUAGAUUUAUCCACAUGCCUGGAUGAGUCAUUUUAUAACUAGCAUGGAUGAAAAUAGGUCCCUUGAGUCUAGGGCUGCCUUAAAUGAACAUUCCUGAAUAAUUUUAACAUUCCAAAUGAUUCUUUGGCUUUUGAACUAACCACCUGGUUUACUUUUAAAAUGAGAUCUUGAGGCAACUCAUUCAGUGUAGCCAUGAAGAUGUGUGUAUUUAUGUUCGUGUAUGGGCACACGUUCUGAAAUCUGUCUUCGUGUUCAGUGUGAGUUCUUUAUGUGGUACUAUUACUGUUUCCAUCAUUUUGUUUCUCCUUCUCCUCCUCCUCCCUUCCCCCUCUCCCUCCUCCUCCUCCUCUUUUUUUCUCUUCCUUCUCCUACUCCUCCUCUACCUCUCCCUCCUUCCUCCCCUUCCUAUUCUCCUUCUCCUUUUUCUCCUUUUUGAUUAAUAUAUUCCAGUGUUCUGUCUAGGAUGGCAAAAUACCAGCAGAUGUCCAAUUACAGGGUGCCCAGAUUGUGUGAGGGACUUGUGAUAAGAUUGUCUGAACUGGGUACCCCCAAAGCAAAUAAACUGUCCACUCAGCAACUCUAAUGUUCUCUUUGUCCUUUUCAACUUAUACCUCCAAUUAGUGAUUACAUAAUCCACUGUUGAAUUGGACCCAUUGCACAUAAAAGGACACUCAUGGAAACAUUUUUAUUGCAAUACUGAGUCAUAUGAUAGUUUGAGAAAUAGUAUUUGAAUGGCCUGAAAUGUAUAUGCAGCUUCUAGAUGGCACUUUAUAUCUGCUACAUUCUAGCUGUACUUCUUUUUUUUUUUUACAGCCUUAUUGAAAUAUAAUUUACAUGCUAUACAACUUACUGGUUGUAAAUAUACAAUCCAGUAAUUUUUGAAUACAUCUAUAAUUGUGCAGCCAUCACCACAAUCCAGCUUUAGAACAUUUCCAUCAACCAAAAAGAUCCCUUUGCCUGUUUGCAGACUCAUAUCUAACCAAAGUUUAGCAUAGUUGCCAGCAUAUAGGGGAUGAGAAAGAUUACAGCAGGUUUUAUUUGGUUUUGUUUUUAAGAGUAGAUUCUAAGUUCAGGUACCUCGUGGUAAUGUUUUAAAUAUGUUAUCUGAAAUACCAUAAUUAUACAAAAAUUUAAUGAUAUGGGUUGGGAUUACUAUUAACAUAUAAUUGAGUCUGCUCUUUCUGUACAGUGCUGUAGAAGAAUGGAAAACUAAUGUGAGCCGUAUAUAUAAUUUAAAAUUUUCCAGUGGCCACAUGAAAAAGAUAAAAAGAAACAGCUGAAGUUAAUUUUAAUAAUGCAAUUUAUUUACCUCAGUAGAUCCCAAACAUCAUUUCAACAAAUAAUCAGUGUGAAAACUCAAUAAGAGUUUUUCUUUCUUACUAAUUCUUUGAAAUCUCAUGUGUAUUUUACUUACUUGGAUUAGCCACAUUAAAAAAAAAAUUUUUUUUAAUCUUUAUUUAUUUUUAAGAGGGGAGCGGGGAGGGGUAGAGAGAGAGGGAAAUAUAGAAUCC